Molecule: messenger RNA, 2083 nt
Organism: Coccinella septempunctata (seven-spotted ladybird)
Lineage: Eukaryota; Metazoa; Arthropoda; Insecta; Coleoptera; Coccinellidae
Gene: Prp3
Product: U4/U6 small nuclear ribonucleoprotein Prp3
Exons: 7
Coding region: 115-2022 (635 amino acids)
Biological process (GO): mRNA splicing, via spliceosome
Cellular component (GO): U4/U6 x U5 tri-snRNP complex
Source: RefSeq, a predicted model, not a curated record
AAAUGAUAUAACCUGAUUGAUUCAAUUAAUCUAUGAUUUCGAUGCCCUGUUUGAUGUUGGAAAAACUCUUUAAGUUGUUAUUUACAUUUACCGAAGUAUUGAGUUUUGAUAGCAAUGUCUCAUUUGAGUAGGAGAGAUAUCGAUGAUUUACGGCCAUCGAUAGAUAGAGCAGUUUAUAAGAUUCUUGGAGAGAAGGAUUCUUCAUUGGUCAGUACCGCAGUUCAUUGUUUAAACUCAGGGUAUGAUAAACGCAAAACUAUUGAUAAACUUUCAUCUUAUGUUGAUAGCAAAAAAGCGUUGAAACUAGGGGAUAAAAUAUUUGAUUUGAUAGAAGAUUUGAAAUCAUCUAGUUCUAAGAAGCGUUCUCGAGAUGAUAUAGUAGAAAGAGAAUCCAAGAAAAGCAAGUCAUCUAGCUCUAGAUACGAUGAAAGGGACAGAGGCAAAGAAAGGGAAAGUAGAUUUGACUCUGAUCAGUCUCGGCAUAAAGAAAGAGAUAAUGGAGAUAAAAAAACGAAUGGUGAACAGAAAAAAAUCUUGGAUUUGGCACCUAAGACCAAUGUUAAUAUAUCAAACAUUGCUAUUCCAACACCAAGUAUUUAUGGAAUACCUCUGGGAUUAUUGAAUAGGGGUGAAGCAGAUAAGGCAAGAAAAAUUGCCCAACUGCAAGCCCAGAUAAAGAAUAAAUUCUCUUCUGGAAUAUUAGGAAAUGUCAUUCAAAUUCCUGUUCCUUCUAAUAAACCAACACCACUCAUUCUAGAUGAAGAGGGAAGAACUGUUGAUAAAUCAGGUAAAGCUGUUCAGUUGACCCAUGUUGUACCUACAUUGAAAGCCAACAUAAGAGCCCAAAAACGAGAACAAUUCAAUAAGUCUCAAAAUCAUGACAAAGUCCAGGAAGAUAGUGGUGAAAGUAAAUUUAUUGAUAGUCGGCUUAGUAUUAAGCCAGCUGCACGUACAAAACGUGCGUUAAGGUUUCAUGAACCUGGUAAAUUCCAACAAAUGGCUGAAAGACUUCGAAUGAAAGCCCAACUUGAAAAAUUGCAAAAUGAAAUUUCACAAAUUGCAAAGAAAACAGGUAUAUCCUCCGCAACAAAAUUAGCUUUAAUUGCAAAGUCUGAAGGUGCGAUCGAAGAAAUUCCCCAGAUGGAAUGGUGGGAUUCAGUUAUUUUGGAAGAUAAUCUAGAUACAAUGAAGGAUGGCAAGAUUGCAAUAAAAACUAUAGCCAUCAAUACUUUAGUAGAACACCCCACUCAGAUGAGAUGCCCAACCGAUCCUAUUAAACCUUUGUACAUGCAAGUUUUCUUGACGAAAAAGGAAAAAAAGAAAUUACGAAGACAAAACAGAAGGGAAAUGUGGAAGGAAGAGCAAGAAAAAAUAAGACUGGGCUUGGAACCACCACCAGAACCAAAAUUGCGUAUCUCGAAUCUGAUGAGAGCAUUAGGAACUGAAGCUGUACAAGAUCCAACAAAGAUUGAAGCUCAUGUCAGAGAACAAAUGGCAAAAAGGCAAAAAGCUCAUGAGGAUGCCAACAAUCAGCGAAAACUGACUCCUGAACAGCGACGGGAAAAGAAGGUUAAAAAAUUGAAAGAAGAUACAACUCUUGGUGUUCAAGUUGCAGUAUAUAGGAUAAAAGAUCUACAUGAAUUAGCAUCGAAAAAAUUCAAAGUUGAAACUAAUGCUAAACAACUUUUCAUGACAGGAACCGUUAUGCUUUAUCGGGAUUGUUGUGUGGUUGUUGUGGAAGGUGGACCUAAGCAACAGAAAAAGUACAAAAGAUUGAUGUUGAAUCGAAUAAAAUGGGAAGAAGAUGUGGUGAAAGAUCCUGAUGGUAACGAAGUACCCAAUCAAUGUGUCCUCGUAUGGGAAGGUACAAGCAAGCAGAGGAACUUUGGGGAGGUCAAAUUCAAAGUAUGUCCUACAGAAAGGAUGGCCAGGGAGCAUUUUAAAAAACAUAAAGUGGAACAUUAUUGGGACCUCGCUUAUAGUGGGGCUGUGCUAGAACAAGCAAAUGAUACUUUUACAUAACUUUAUUUUAUUACUCAUUCAAUAUAAAAGAUCAUGUAAAUAAAAAUUUCCUUGAACUCAA